Arabis nemorensis is the source of this 573-nucleotide messenger RNA. The record is from the annotation of a GenBank genome assembly. Lineage: Eukaryota; Viridiplantae; Streptophyta; Magnoliopsida; Brassicales; Brassicaceae.
AUGGCUUGGUUCUAUACCUAUGCGGUAUCGAGGGCUAUCAAGAUACACUCUAUAAUCGCUCACCAGCAUCGAACGGUCGAUUUCAUCUGCGGUGAGACAUCAGCUGUAUUCCAAAACUACCAUAUCGAGGCAAGAAAACCAAUUCAUGAACAAAGGAACAUGAUAAAAACGCAGAAACGCGAAGUCCAAAGUGAUAAGACAGGGUUUUCAUUCCAAAAGUGCACUAUAAUAACAGCUUUAGAUCUUGCUCCCAUCAAGCGAACGGUAAAAACAUAUUUAGGACGUCCUUGGGGAGUCUACUUAUGGGUCGUCUUUAUGGAAUGUUUCAUCGCUGAUCUCAUUGAUCCAGAGGGACGGUUUCCAUGGGAAAGCGACACUCGACGUCUGUCUACAGUGUAUUACGGUGAGUACGAGAACAAAGGCCCGGGAGCGGAUACAAGCGGACGAGUCAAGUGUAAAAGCUUUAAGGUUAUUACAGAUAUGAAAGAAGCAGAGAACUUCACUGUGGGAAAACUGAUAUAUCCAGAUUCAUGGCUCAAAACCACCAGAGUCCCAUACAACGAGGGUCUCUGA